GCCUUGACAUUUGCUUCAAAUAUCCACUACUAUUAUUUCCACUCCUCUGGACCUGUAAGACAUUUUCUGCUUUGGUAUCAACGGAAUUAAGCACCCUAACAAUGAGGAAUGCCCUUCUUACCCUUCUUUAUUAUCUCUACAUUGAGGAGACAGUUAGAUGGUACGGACGCCGAAAUCUUAACAUGGGGAUGCGACGGCUAUGAUGAGUGCGUACAACAAUGGAGUGAAACAUGUGAUACUGUUGUGGGCGCGAUGGUCCGGGUUACAUCGAUCGAUGAAGCAGCUACAGUCGUCCGUUUUGCCACAUGCAAUGAGAUACCCUUCACAGUCAGAGGAGGAGGUUACUCCACUAGCGGCGCAUCAACGACUCACGGUGGUAUCGUGUUAGACCUAUCCAGGCUUCGAGACGUCCACGUAAAUCCAUACUCCCGGAUUCUCACAGUCGAAGGUGGGGCGUUGUGGGAAGAUGUAGAUAUUGCAGCCGCGCAGUAUGGGCUGGCAGUGGUUGGAAGCACACUUAACCAGAUUGGAGCUGCUGGAGCAACGUUAGGGGGAGGCUAUGGGUGGUUGACCGGCCAGUAUGGCCUCGCCAUUGAUAACAUGCUCUGGGCAAGGAUGAUCUUAGCCGACGGCAGCAUAGUGAUGGCAUCGGAAGAGCAAUACCCCGACCUAUUCUGGGCCAUUCGCGGUGCCGGUCAGAGCUUUGGGGUAGCUGUUGAGUUGGGCUUCCGAGCCCACAAACAGGAUCAUCAUGUCUUUGCGGGAACUCUGCUAUUCACUGUGGACAAAUUACCUGCCAUUGUCAGUUUCGCCAAUCAGUUCGAGACUAUCACCGACGGUAAGCAGGGCUUCUAUUUUGGGCUCACUAUGCUGCCAUCUAUGGCGCAGAGCUCCAUCUUGGUGGUUGUGUUCUUUAAUGGGCCCGAGGCAGCCGCAUACCAGUUCUUUUCUCCAAUUCUGUCGCUGGAAUCGGUGAUGGAUGGAACGCAGAUGCUUCCUUACGAUAGUCUCAACGGCAUACUAAACCCAGUGGAUGUACUAGCUCGCCGGGGAAGCCUUUCAAGGGUUGAUAUCAGUUAUCCUGCCGAUAUGAGGGUGGGCCCUCGGAAGAGCCUCAGAGGUUCAAAUAUCACUCUCCCUCUAGAUCUCGAUUUUGUGCUGUCGAUAUACGACGAAUUCAAUAAUGUGUUGACGGAAUACCCGCAGACAAGGGAAAGCCGUCUGCUUUUUGAGAUCUUGCCAAAUAUACAGCUCGCUAAAGUUCCUAAUGAUGCCACAGCAUUUGCCAGUCGCGGUCCUUAUUACAACGUCAGCACCCUCUUUGAAUGGAGUGAAGCAUAUCUUGACCACAAAAUUCGCUCACGACAAAAUAAUCUGAUGGAACGGAUCGCAACACGCGGGGGCAUUGCAAGGCAACUGAACUAUAACAUGUCGAAACAUGGAACCGGGUUAUAUGCGAAUUAUGCUGGCCAUAACGUGCCUAUCAAACAAAUAUUUGGAGAGAAUCUUCCGCGUCUCCGGGAAUUGAAGAAAAAGUACGAUCCACAUAAUACAUUCAGGAAGUGGCACAACCUAAACGCGCUUACUGAUUCUCCGGAUGACGCUUGAAGUACAUGGAUAGCCCGAAGCAUUAAUCUAACAGGUGGUAACUACCUAGGUUAUGGUUGCGGCCAAUGCAUUGAAUGUGGAAAGUGCAACGAUAUUGAUUGUUAUUAUUUUUUUUUGGGCCCAAAGCUGUUCAUUGUCUAGGUCGUAUUCUUUUACUCGUGAUCAAUCGAUAUACAGACUGCUUCAAUUACAUAUAUUAGC
This is a messenger RNA of Aspergillus caelatus, 1809 nucleotides long. RefSeq lists its product as uncharacterized. Lineage: Eukaryota; Fungi; Ascomycota; Eurotiomycetes; Eurotiales; Aspergillaceae. The record is from RefSeq and is a predicted model, not a curated record. The transcript is spliced from 3 exons. Bases 109 to 1608 code for a protein of 499 amino acids. Gene Ontology annotation, molecular function: oxidoreductase activity; FAD binding.